Molecule: messenger RNA, 864 nt
Organism: Didymodactylos carnosus
Lineage: Eukaryota; Metazoa; Rotifera; Eurotatoria; Philodinida; Philodinidae
Source: the annotation of a GenBank genome assembly
AUGGCACUAGCAAGCGUUUUGGGUUAUAAAUCGAAUGAUGAUUUUUCUCGUUCUAUGAAAUGUUCAAAAACUGACGAUAGUAUUGAUCGAUUCGAUGAAAAAUUAAAUAUUGAAAAUAUAUCAAAAUUUAUAACGUUACCCCCAUUUUCAGAUCCGGCGAAAUAUUUGAAAAUGGUUAAUGAUAAUGUUGAUCGUGUACGAAUACAAUUUUUAAAAGGAACAACAACACUUGCAUUUAAAUUCAGAAAUGGUGUAAUUGUCGCUGUUGAUAGUCGAGCAACAGCUGGAGGAUUUAUUGCAUCUGGUGAAGUUAAAAAAGUAAUUGAAAUAAAUCCCUAUUUAUUGGGUACUAUGGCUGGUGGUGCAGCCGAUUGUGCAUUUUGGGAAAGAGUUUUAGCCAGACAUUGUCGGAUUUAUGAAUUACGUAAUAAAGAGAAGAUAUCUGUUGCAGCUGCAUCAAAAAUAUUAGCAAAUAUGAUAUUUGAAUAUAGAGGAAUGGGAUUAUCAAUGGGAACAAUGAUCGUGGGAUGGGACAAGCGGUUUCGUUUUUGUUAUAUGAAGGGUCCUGGAUUGUAUAUGGUAUCUGAUGAUGGAGAACGUAUUAGUGAUAAUUUAUUUUCCGUUGGCAGUGGAUCAAUUUAUGCCUAUAGUGUAUUGGAUGCUGGUUAUAAAUAUGAAAUGAGUACAGCUGAUGCAAUUGAUUUAGGCCGUCGUGCUAUUGUUCAUGCAGCUCAUAGGGAUGCAGCAUCAGGAAAUAUUGUCAGAAUCUAUCAUAUGAAAGAAACGGGUUGGGAAAAAAUCGAAGAAGAAGACACAAAUAAUUAUAUGUAUCGUUAUAGACAAGAUGAAACAAUGAACUUUUAG